AUGACUAGUGUUAGUGUUUUUGAAGGUAACAUUAUUAAAUAUGAACAAUUUUUAUCUCAAAAUGAUAUUGUAGGACGUUUUACAUAUCUUCAAAAAGAAGCAGCCGAAUUUAAUAAAGAUCAAUUUUUAAAUAAUACAUCACCAAAUGAAUUAGCUAUUACCAAAAUAUUUAAUGUUCCUCAUGAAUAUACUCAAGUAAAAAAAACCAAAAAAGAAAUAUCUUCCAAUCAUUCGGAAAAGCGCUCAUAUUACUUUAGACACAAUUCUCCUAAAAGACUUCCAAAAUACGCUCAUGUGUCUUUGAAAUCUCACGGUAUUAAACUCAUUAAUAAAAUAAAUAAUACUAUUGAAGAUUUUAAAACCCUACGGAAAAAUCUUUUUGAAAGUAAUCAUGGAAAUUACAAUGUGAGCCUUAAUGAGUAUCUAUUUUUUAAACUUUGUGAUUUUAUAACUAUCUUAAAAUCACUUAGAAAAAGUAUUUUAUUAAAAGACAAUCUCAAUAUAGUUAACCUUAUGAAUUUUUGUAUUAAAAAAAUUGAUAUUAAUGAAGAUUUCUGGCUAAGGCAGACAUUUAUAGAAUUUUUAUCGUGGUAUGUUAUUGUAUUAUUAGAUGAACAAAACCCAUUACACAUUGAGAAUUUAAAAUAUAUAACUCCAUUUAUUUCAAAAUGGAAUGAAGCGGAAAGCAAAUUAGUAAGACGAAUGAAACUUAGACAUAAGGAAGUUCAUACAGACGGCACAAAUGAUGAAACCGAUGAUUACACAGAAAAUAAUGAGGAAGAAUUAAAAAUGAAUAGUUUUAUUGAUGAUGCUACAGUGAAAUUAGAAGAUAAUAAUGAAGAAAUAUUAGAAGAGGAGGAGGAUGAAUUAGAAGAGGAGGAAGUAUUAGAAAAAGAUAUUACUAAUAAUCUUGUCGAGGAAUUAGAAGAUAACAAUGAAGAAAUAUUAGAAGAGGAGGAGGAUGAAUUAGAAAAGGAUAUUACUAAUAAUCUUGUCGAGGAAUUAGAAGAAGAUAAGGAUGAGGAUGAUGAAAUGGAAUUUGAAGAGUCUGAUGAUGAAGAGUUUGAAGAUCCAUCGUCAAUUCAUAGAAUAACUGAGGGAGUGAACAAUCAUUGGAGUUUCAAUUUCCAAGAAGACCAUUCAUCUCUUAAAGAUUUGAAUGGUUUUAAUUUUUAA
Molecule: messenger RNA, 1176 nt
Organism: Entamoeba histolytica HM-1:IMSS
Lineage: Eukaryota; Evosea; Mastigamoebida; Endamoebidae
Exons: 1
Coding region: 1-1176 (391 amino acids)
Source: RefSeq, a predicted model, not a curated record